Messenger RNA from Entrophospora candida, 904 nucleotides. The record is from the annotation of a GenBank genome assembly. NCBI's taxonomy places the organism in Eukaryota, Fungi, Glomeromycota, Glomeromycetes, Entrophosporales, Entrophosporaceae.
AUUCAUUAGCACAAAAGCGGCUACCAACACAAACGCCAAUUCAUCAACAUCAGCCAUUGAAUAUAAACUUUCGCAUCCUCGAAAACGUAUACCGCCACUACCGAAAGUAGAAGCAUCAUUAGCCGAAGAAGCUGUUACUAAUAUUCUUUACAAUACACCAAAUCCACCAUCACCUUCAAAACGACACAUCUUGAAUUGCUUGGUACAAGACGAACCUGGUGUUUUAAGUAGAGUCAGUGGUAUUUUGGCUGGGAGAGGUUUUAAUAUUGAUUCGUUGGUUGUGGCUAAUACUGAAGUACCUGAUCUAAGUAGAAUGACAAUUGUUUUGAGUGGUCAGGAUGUUGUCGUGGAACAAGCUAGAAGACAAUUACAAGAUUUGGUGCCGGUAUGGGCUGUUCUUGAUUAUACUGAAACAACUAUUGUGGAACGUGAAAUGUUAUUGGUUAAAGUGUCUAUUUUAGGACCUGAACAUUUUUAUGAACAAUUGGCUUCACUUAAGCACAUAGAGUAUGAUGAUGAGUUUAUGCCUGAAGCUGAUUUAGAGAUAGAGCAUCCAGAUGUUACAUCUGUUUUAAAUGCAACUUCCAUUGAUGAAAAACAACGUUCACCAUCAUCUGCAUUACAACAUAAACACGAGCAUUUACGUUCGUUAACUGAUUUAAGUAAAUUAUUUGGAGCGAAAAUUGUUGAUGUGUCAAAUGACAGCGUUAUAAUAGAGUUGACCGCCAAACCUAUUAGAUUAGACGCAUUCAUCAAAUUAAUAAAGCCUUUUGGUAUUUUAGAAGCAGCAAGAAGUGGAAUGAUGGCAUUACCACGUACUCCACUUUAUGAUAAUGUCAUUGAAACAAUUACAGAAGAGGAUGAUGAUACUGGUGUGGAUGCAACAAUGUUACCACCUGGAUAA